Phyllotreta striolata is the source of this 1662-nucleotide messenger RNA. The record is from the annotation of a GenBank genome assembly. Lineage: Eukaryota; Metazoa; Arthropoda; Insecta; Coleoptera; Chrysomelidae.
AUGGUGAUAUUGGUUUGCGUAUUUAUCCUUGUUUUCGGCCAACAUUGUUAUUUUGGAGUGGCGUUGGAAUCGUUUUCUCUGCGCCACGGGCUUCCCCUGGAACAGGACGAGCUGAAUCAAAACGGCUCUCUGGACCGCGUCAUUAUCAACUACAAUUCCGGCAAAACCCGAAACGAUUCCAGAAGGAUCACCCGAUCGAAUCGAGGACCUUACGCCGACAUGCUCAGCAGGAACAUCACGAUGGUGCUGGAAAAUUUAUUGGAAAACUACGAAAGCUCGCAACUUCCUACAUAUGGAAAAAAUUCUCCCACUGUCGUACAAACCAACAUUCUAAUAAGAAGCAUGGGACCCGUCUCGGAAUUAGAUAUGGAAUACUCGAUGGACUGUUAUUUCAGGCAGUAUUGGCGCGAUCAGAGAUUGUCGUUUUUGGGACCAAUAAAAUCUCUGUCGUUGUCGAUAAAAAUGCUGGAACGCAUUUGGAGACCGGACACGUAUUUCUAUAAUGGCAAAAACUCGUACGUUCACACCAUAACCGUUCCUAAUAAACUCCUGAGGAUCAGUCAAGACGGCGAUAUUUUAUAUUCCAUGAGGUUAACAAUCAAAGCGAAAUGCCCGAUGGAGUUGAAGAGCUUCCCGAUGGAUCGACAAUCGUGCCCGUUAAUUUUUGGGAGUUACGCAUACACAUCCAAAGAUUUAGUCUACAUGUGGCAAAACGGGCAAAGCGUAAACUUCAUACCAGGAAUGGCACUAUCCCAAUUCGAUCUCAUCAGCUUCCCUUACAGGAAUAUCACUUUGAAAAGACGAGAAGGCGAGUUUUCCGUACUGGAAGUGUCUUUCAACCUGCAGAGACACACUGGGUACUUUUUGAUCCAGGUGUAUGUUCCUUGCAUUUUGAUCGUCGUUUUGUCCUGGGUAUCCUUUUGGAUACACAGGGAAGCUACGAGCGAUAGAGUCGGAUUAGGAAUCACCACUGUGCUCACUCUAUCCACGAUCAGCUUGGAUUCCAGAACGGACUUACCCAAAGUCAGAUACGCCACCGCCUUGGAUUGGUUCAUCCUGAUGAGUUUCUUCUACUGCAUCGCCACGUUGCUGGAAUUCGCCGGAGUGCAUUACUUCACCAAAGUGGGAAGCGGCGAGAUACCGGUCGACGAGGACGAUUGGGAGGAUUGCAUCGAAUCCGAGGAGGAGAUCAUCGGCAGGGAAAUCGAGCUCGACAUGACCAGGAUCGACGAACGGAUCAGGAGAAGGAGCUCCAUCAUCUGCCCCAUUUACAACACUUCUCCGAUGAAUUGCGAGAGAAGGAAAUCGUCUUUUAUUCUGGUGAGCGAUCCAACUCCACCGCCGCCGUUGAUUCCUUCUACCGUGGAGAGGACCACUCAAACCGAGUUCAAGCUACCCAAAUGGAAGCAGCUGCUCUACUGCCUCAAAGGGGAUGAUAAAUUUCGACGGCAAAGGCAAAGGGAAGCUGCUGCUUCUAACUGUUCGGGUAAUUCUCAUGGUCGAGUUCGGCACGUGAACAGCGUUUCCCUCAUAGACAGAACUGCUCGCGUGGUGUUUCCUGCUUCGUUCGGUUUUUUCAAUCUGUUUUACUGGAUGGCUUAUAUCACGACGCAGGAGAAAUUCAAAUGGGGCGAUAUGAAAUUGAGCUCCGCCAAUCAUUAA